Messenger RNA from Eucalyptus grandis, 552 nucleotides. RefSeq names its product L-type lectin-domain containing receptor kinase IX.1-like. Gene Ontology annotation, biological process: protein phosphorylation. Gene Ontology annotation, cellular component: plasma membrane. Bases 1 to 552 code for a protein of 183 amino acids. The transcript has a single exon. The record is from RefSeq and is a predicted model, not a curated record. Gene Ontology annotation, molecular function: ATP binding; protein kinase activity. NCBI's taxonomy places the organism in Eukaryota, Viridiplantae, Streptophyta, Magnoliopsida, Myrtales, Myrtaceae.
AUGACUCAAACGACCGAUGUGGUGGGGACAGACGGUUAUUUGGCACCAAAAUAUCUCAAUGGACGGAAGGCUACUGGAGAGUCUGACAUAUUCAGCUUUGGGGUCGUGGUUCUAGAAAUCGCUUGCGGUAAGAGGACCUAUCAGGAUGAAGAAAUUCAUGUCCCACUGCACAAGUGGGUCUGGCAGCUUUACCUUGCUGGAAAUAUGCUUGAAGCAGCGGACGAGAAGAUGGGUUCGAGCUUUGAUAGGAAGGAAAUGGAAUGCUUGAUGAUGGUGGGACUAUGGUGCGUGCAUCCAGAUCCCAGGAGAAGGCCGAAAGCAGGAGAAGUUAUCAGGUUUCUCCAGCUAGAAGUCCCUGUGCCCGAGCUUCCACUCGCCACAUUCGAGGCUCCAACUUUAUAUCAGCCAUCACCGCUAAGGAUAGGAUCUUCUUUAUCUUCUUCUUCAAUUCAAGCAUCUGUUCCCGAUGAGCAAGAUGGACCAUGGCUCCCCAAGCCACACGGCAACACGUUGAUUUUUGGGAUGGAGGAGGACAAACAUGGGAGUCAGUGA